AUGGAACUCCGAUGACAUCUGAGGCUACAGAAAUUAUGGAGAAACUAAAAGAUAAAAAGGCAGAGUAUGAAGCGACUGCUUUGACUGAUAGUUCUGUUAAUUUUGAGGAUAUUGAUAACAGAAUUAUUAAUGAAGUUUUGGGUCCUGAAAGGUAUGGUCGGGUUAGAUUUCAAGGAUCUGGUGUUAACUCGACCCAAUAUUUUGGAUCCACCUCGCACCAAUACAUGCCUUCCGGGAGUCAAAGUCAAGCUAAAGUUCAGAGGCUAAAAGAUCAGAUAGUUCAGAUACAAGCUAGCAUAGAUGAGCAAAUUUCUCAACUUAGAGCGGAGGCAAGGCAGGAGGCGGAGGCGAAGAGGAGGCGAGAGAGAAUAGAAAAUACAAUGAACUCCAGCUACAGCUUCAGUCUAUGA
Messenger RNA from Gossypium arboreum, 410 nucleotides. RefSeq lists its product as uncharacterized. The coding region runs from base 12 to 410 and encodes 132 amino acids. NCBI's taxonomy places the organism in Eukaryota, Viridiplantae, Streptophyta, Magnoliopsida, Malvales, Malvaceae. The transcript has 2 exons. The record is from RefSeq and is a predicted model, not a curated record.